Molecule: messenger RNA, 2564 nt
Organism: Abrus precatorius (Indian licorice)
Lineage: Eukaryota; Viridiplantae; Streptophyta; Magnoliopsida; Fabales; Fabaceae
Product: ABC transporter G family member 22-like
Exons: 12
Coding region: 98-2335 (745 amino acids)
Cellular component (GO): membrane
Molecular function (GO): ATP hydrolysis activity; ABC-type transporter activity; ATP binding
Source: RefSeq, a predicted model, not a curated record
UUUAUUGAUUGCUGUUGCUGAGUUGAGCUUGGUCUUCUAUUCCAUUUUCGGAUCAUCCCCAGCACUAAAAACAACUCUUGAUUCUCAAGCGGUGAUUAUGGAGAAAGCAAAUUCGUCAUCCGGAUUAGUGAGGACAAAAUCGGAUCAGCUAGUGGAGUCAAUGGUGGCAGCUUUGAAAUCACCACCGUCUGAUCAUUCAAUGAACGGAAUGAUGGAAGGUGGUGGGACCCUUUCGAGGAAAUCAAGCCGGCGGCUGACGGCGGCGUCGCCGGGACGCGGCGGCGGAAAGAACACACACAUAAGAAAGUCAAGGAGUGCUCAAAUAAGUCAAAUGAAAUUGGAGCUUGAUGAUGUGAGUAGUGGUGCAGCACUUAGUAGAGCCUCGAGUGCUAGCUUGGGACUCUCAUUUUCAUUCACUGGAUUCACUAUGCCUCCUGAGGAUAUUGCUGACUUCAAACCUUUCAGUGAUGAUGAUAUCCCGGAGGAUAUCGAAGCUGGAAGAAAGACAAAGUUUCAAACGGAGCCUACUUUGCCUAUAUAUCUUAAGUUCACGGAUGUGACAUACAAGAUAGUGAUCAAAGGCAUGACAACAACUGAAGAGAAGGAUAUCUUGAAUGGGAUCACUGGUUCUGUAAAUCCAGGUGAAGUUUUGGCAUUGAUGGGUCCCUCGGGAAGUGGAAAGACAACUCUAUUAAAUUUGCUUGGAGGCAGGUUAAGUCAGCCCAUGGUUGGUGGUUCUAUCAGUUACAAUGACCAACCAUAUUCCAAGUUCCUCAAGAGCAAGAUAGGAUUUGUGACACAAGAUGAUGUUCUAUUUCCUCACCUAACUGUGAAAGAAACAUUAACAUACGCAGCCAGGCUAAGACUUCCAAAGACAUUCACAAAGGAGCAGAAAGAAAAACGAGCUUUAGAUGUCAUCUAUGAGCUUGGCUUGGAGAGGUGCCAAGACACUAUGAUUGGUGGUUCCUUUGUUCGUGGAGUAUCUGGUGGAGAGAGGAAGAGGGUUUGUAUUGGCAAUGAGAUCAUAAUCAACCCUUCUCUUCUUUUUCUUGAUGAACCAACAUCUGGUUUGGAUUCUACAACAGCCUUAAGGAUCGUUCAGAUGCUGCAAGACAUAGCAGAGGCUGGUAAAACAGUGGUGACAACAAUCCACCAACCAUCAAGCAGACUCUUUCACAAAUUUGACAAGUUGAUCCUUCUUGGAAAAGGGAGUUUGCUUUACUUUGGAAAAGCACCAGAAGCAAUGAAUUACUUCCAUUCUAUAGGGUGUUCACCACUUAUUUCCAUGAACCCAGCAGAGUUCUUGCUAGACCUUGCUAAUGGAAACAUUAAUGAUGUUUCCCUACCUUCAGAGUUGGAAGAUAGAGUGCAAAUGGGAAAUGCAGAAGCUGAAACACACAGUGGAAAACCAUCACCAGCAGUUGUACAUGAGUAUCUGGUGGAGGCAUAUGAAACUAGAGUAGCAGAAACAGAAAAGAAAAAAAUAAUGGUUCCUAUCCCCCUUGAUGAAGCAGUGAAGUCUAAAGUAAGUUCUCCUAAAAGACAAUGGGGAGCUAGUUGGUGUGAACAAUAUUCCAUACUAUUUUGGAGAGGAAUCAAAGAAAGGAGGCAUGACUACUUUAGCUGGCUGAGAAUCACCCAAGUUUUAUCCACUGCAGUCAUCUUAGGAUUACUCUGGUGGCAAUCAGAUGCUAAGAACCCAAAAGAUCUACAAGAUCAGGCAGGACUACUUUUCUUUAUUGCUGUUUUCUGGGGAUUUUUUCCUGUUUUCACAGCAAUAUUCACAUUUCCUCAAGAGAGAGCAAUGCUGAGUAAGGAACGAGCAGCAGAUAUGUACAGACUAAGUGCAUACUUCUUGGCUAGAACCACAAGUGACCUUCCACUAGACCUCAUAUUACCAGUGCUCUUUCUACUUGUUGUUUACUUCAUGGCUGGUCUCAGACUCAGUGCUGCCCCUUUUUUCUUCACCAUUCUCACUGUUUUCCUCUGCAUUGUGGCAGCUCAGGGACUGGGACUCGCUAUUGGGGCUACACUAAUGGACUUAAAAAGAGCAACAACUUUGGCUUCAGUAACUGUGAUGACCUUCAUGCUCGCUGGAGGAUUUUUUGUGCAGAAAGUGCCUGUGUUUUUUUCUUGGAUCCGCUACAUGUCUUUCAACUACCACACCUACAAACUAUUGCUAAAGGUGCAAUAUGAACACUUGGCACCUACCAUUAAUGGGAUCAAAAUUGAUAAUGGUGUAACAGAGGUAUCUGCUCUAAUUGCCAUGGUUUUUGGUUACCGUUUCUUGGCAUAUCUUUCUUUGAGACGAAUGAAACUUCAAUCUGGAGCUUGAAAUAACAAGGUGCUUCCUAUCUACAUUAAGAAUUCAAGUACCUAGCAUUGGUGGGUCUAGUGCUUUUGGCAUUUUCUUUUCUGAUAAUCAUGUGAAUAUUGCAGUUCAUUUAGCAUGUUGAAAUGUCACACAUGCAUGCCACAUGUUUUUAUAGGCACAUCAGUAUCUGAAGAAUUCGGAGAUGUGUUUUUGAGAAUUACUUAACUCUCUGAGAGUGUUUCAUUGACUG